AGUCUUCAGUUGGCAUUCUGAGAUUCUGGGAUGCUGUGACGCUCUUCUUCCUUGUGCUCGAUCCUUCAUCCUUGCUCCUGCUUCUGACCUUUUCGUCACCCUUCGCCUUCUUUAAAGCUGUCGCAUCGCACCAUUGCGUGCUGCAUUCCCUCCUUCCUUCUCGCCGUUUCUUUUUAGCUGCCUUGAAUCGCUCGCUUCUCGGGAGGUGUGUCUCUACGGUCUCUGCGGGAUUGGUUGACAACAAGCGGCGACGGAAGCGGAUUGCGCUUGUGGGGCUGUGUUCGCGAGGAUUCGCUUUUACUUCUGGGAAUUUUCGUAAGCUUGGAGGCUGACAGGAAGAGGUGUAUAUGUCACGGUUGCGAAGGCCGGAUUGCGGGAGUUUUUGAAGUUAGUCUUGGGCUAAUUUGGACCCGUGGUUGGAGAGUGUGGAAGGGUGGUAUAUUUGCCUUGUAGCGUGCGGUAGUGUUUGAAGGAUUUGGGGUACGAACUCGUUGAGUUACAGGUGCUUAUUGUGCAGUUGCAAUGGGAAUAUGGGACUACUUUCUGAAUUGGCUGCGCAGCCUAUUUUUCAAGCAAGAGAUGGAGUUGUCUUUGAUAGGGUUGCAAAAUGCUGGCAAAACUUCUCUCGUGAAUGUCAUUGCGACGGGUAGCUUUGCUGAGGACAUGAUACCCACGGUGGGGUUCAACAUGCGCAAGGUGACGAAGGGUAGUGUGACUAUCAAACUCUGGGAUCUCGGUGGCCAACCCCGAUUCCGGAGCAUGUGGGAGCGUUAUUGUCGUGGUGUGUCUGCAAUUGUGUAUGUCGUGGAUGCAGCAGACAAAGACAAUAUUGCCAUUUCUAAGAAUGAACUGCACGACUUGUUGAACAAGCCUUCACUUUAUGGGACCCCCUUGCUUGUUUUGGGCAACAAAAUCGAUAAGGCUGAAGCACUUAGUAAAAAGGCGCUUAUUGAACAGAUGGGACUCUCUGGACUUACAGAUAGAGAGGUUGCUUGUUACACCAUCUCAUGCAAAAAUUCAACCAAUAUUGACAUCGUCAUCGACUGGCUUGUUAAGCAUUCAAAGUCCAAGAGCUGAUUCACCGCUUGUUGCCACUUCUAGAACUGAAACUAAAAUCAGAAUGUAGAGUAUCUGGAUGUGAGGAGUCUAACAACCCGAUGUGCUCCUUUCCUCCUUUCCCGGCCACCAGACCCUUCACAUGUAGCAAAAAAUCAGAAAGUAUUUGUUAAGGAAAUGGCACGAAACCCUCGUGCAUGAGCCGAGGGAUCAGUGAGCCAUAGUUUCACAGUAGAAAUCAGUUCAUUUGCUUCUCUCUUGUAAACUAGAAAGUCUGCAUGAUUACAGAUACAGUGACUUCCAUAUGUACCCACUUUGUUUAAAGCGAUUAGCCUUGAAUGGACAAAUCAGUAUUAUUGUAUAUGUGUCAAAAUCAACAUAUACAGCACUGACAUGUGUAAACGUGCAA
This is a messenger RNA of Physcomitrium patens, 1465 nucleotides long. Its product is annotated as ADP-ribosylation factor-like protein 8b. The record is from RefSeq and is a predicted model, not a curated record. Lineage: Eukaryota; Viridiplantae; Streptophyta; Bryopsida; Funariales; Funariaceae. Gene Ontology annotation, biological process: protein transport. Gene Ontology annotation, molecular function: GTPase activity; GTP binding.